Metopolophium dirhodum (rose-grain aphid) is the source of this 3195-nucleotide messenger RNA. Its product is annotated as E3 SUMO-protein ligase ZBED1-like. The coding region runs from base 2247 to 3131 and encodes 294 amino acids. The record is from RefSeq and is a predicted model, not a curated record. Lineage: Eukaryota; Metazoa; Arthropoda; Insecta; Hemiptera; Aphididae. Gene Ontology annotation, molecular function: protein dimerization activity. The transcript has 2 exons.
UGGGCAUGAAAUCCGAAUAUCUGAAUUAUCCGAAUAUCCGGAUAUCCAAAUCCGGAUUUGAAUCAAAUUCUUAUCCGGAUUUCCCGAAUUAUCCGGAUUAUCCGGAUUUAUGGAUUUGCUUUUUUAUGUGACUUCAGACUUACAAAUAUUUUUAAUGUAUGGUAAAAUAAAUUAUUUUAUUAUAAUGAAAAUUUAACAAAAUGUUAUAUUAUAUCAAAGUUCGUAUCAUAAAAAUCGUUCGAAAUGUAUACAUUCCAAAUAGAUAAGUAUAGUGUAUACCCAAUUAAUUAAUCUUUACUGCAUAACCUUCGGAUGGUUAUUGAAAAAGGUUUUUUGAAGAUAAGUUAAAUUUAUCUUACAACAAUAAUUGUUAUCGAUAUAAUUGUUUACUCGGACAUGUUCUUUUACAAUUAUCAAAUAAAAAUUAUCGAAAAAUAUCAAGUGGAGAGUGGAGACAUAUUUGUAGGAAUAGUAUUUCUGUUGCAUCAAACGUGUUAACAUUGAAUAAUUGUACUAUAAUGCCUCCAAGUAAAAUUUGGAAUUUUUUUACGCGUGGCGAAUCAAAUAAAACUGCUAUAUGUUCUGUAUGCAACGACGUUUUAAAAAAUAUGGGAUCUACAUCUAUUUUAUGGUCGCAUUAUAAUCGGUGGCAUAAGCCCACUGCAAACGAAAUUAAUGAAGAACAGCACGCUAAAGAACAUACAGGGUAAGCAUGUUAUUAAUACUACACUGUUUGUGCUUUAAUUAGUUAUUAAAGUGAGAACUUUAUUGCGCUAUAAUAUGCGCUAUAUGCGCUUAAUUGGGGACCUAUUUCGUUGAACGUCCGCGUAAAUAAAUAUAUAAUUGGUUGCUAUUGGUUAAUCUGGCACGUUUGUUGAUUUCUAUUAUUAUUUUUUGUCAAUAUACAUAUUUAUGUAUAUAAAUGAAUGUCUGUGCGUAGAUUAGACCUCUGGUAAGAAGAUAGGCUAAUUUAAAGAGUGUUAAAUUUGGUUUUUUUCAUUGUAUUUUAGUACGGUUAGGUUAGUUUAGGAUUUUGUAUUAUUUAAUUAUAUUAAUCCAACUUAGGCGGAAUUAAGUAAAAAUAACAAACUUGGUAAUACUUUGAUACUUUACUGUUAAAUCAUACACUUAGGUACGUACAAACAGUACGGGGUCCGCGAUCUACCGCAGAUAGAUUGCCUAAUGUUCUACCUAAUGUAGAACCUGCACGAGCUAUUGAAAGUGUUACCAUUGUAUUAGUAGAAAAUAAUUAAUUUUAAGAUGACAUAUAUGUAUAUUUGAUUGUUAUAUUGUAAUAAUAUUUUGCAUUUAUCAUACCAUGUCAUCAUAAUAUCUAACCUGAAAAUAUAGUUCUCACUUUUACGGUACGUCUCGCGACGCUCCCAUUUUUUAUUUAAUUUUAAUUAUUGAAUAAUUGUUAUUACACUAGAUUAAAAAUCCCAAAAUAUUUUUUUGUAGAGAAAUUGAUAGUAAUGAGAGCAAUAGCGAUAAUGAACAAAUAGCUUCAACAUCUUCAACUUUCAUUUCUUCUCAGUCAACUUCCUCAUCAUCAAUCAGCCCUGCUUUGAAACGUAAAAAGCACUACCAUAACGAUAACAUUUGUAAAAGAAAUUCAAGACCAUUAGAUAAAAAUCGAUGUGAAAUUAUUACGCAAAGUAUUUGCAAAAUGAUAAUUGUUGAUAUGUUACCAUUUAGUACAGUUGAAAAUAAAGGUUUUCGUUCAUUAAUUUCAACAAUUGAGCCACUUUAUACUAUUCCAUCGCGAAAAAGCAUUACUACACGUAUUGAAAAAAUGUAUAUAGAUAAAUCACAAAGUAUCAGAAAUAUCAUAGAAAACAUUAAUUAUAUUUCUUUAACAACUGAUGGUUGGACAUCAACAGCAAUUGAUUCAUAUUUAACAUUUACUGCUCAUUAUUUUGAUGAUAAUUGGAAAUUGUAUAGUGUAACUCUUUCAAUUGAAGAAAUACAAGAAAGUCAUACGGCUGAAAAUUUAAAAGACAGUAUUAUGAAUGUUAUUGAGUCUUGGAAUUUAAAUAAUAAAAUAACGGGAAUUAGUCAUGAUAAUGCUGCAAACAUUUCAAAUGCUGUAAAACUAUUUUACGAUCAAGAUAUUUAUUCAAAUCGUUGUGCUGCUCAUACACUACAAUUAGCUGUGAAAAAAUGUUUAGAUUUAAAUACAUGUCGUCCUUUAUUAAAAACCGCAUCAAAAAUUGUUGCUAGUUUUCGACAAUCUUCUAAAAGAACAUAUGCCUGAGAAAGAGUGCAAAAAACUUAAUCUUGUACAAAGUUGCCCUACACGUUGGAAUUCUACUCUAGGUAUGUUAGAACGAUUGUUGGAACUUCGUUCAGCUGUAGUUGUCAUUAUGUCUGAUCGGACACUUUUUAAUAGUAAGAUCGCGAAAGAUCAAGAAUUACUAGAAGAAGACUGGGAAAAAAUAGAAAUACUUGUUACUUUAUUGAAACCAUUAAAAACAGCAACAACAGUUUUAUGUGCUGAUCAAAAUGUCACUAUAUCAAUGGUUUUACCAAUUGUUAAAAGUCUUAUUGUAAAACAUUAUAAACCCAAUAAUCUAGAUAGUAGGUUUUCAACUCUAUUCAAAGAGACCAUUAUUCACGAAUUAUCAACACGUUUUUCUGUACAAAUUGAUGUUGACAACGAUUGCGAAAGAGAAAUUAGUAUCACUCAAAUGGCUAGCAUACUUGAUCCUAGAUACAAAAAUAUGUCAUUUGAAUCUUCCGAAAAUAUUAAAAAUCGUAUUAAACAAAUAGUACGUUCAAAAAUGGUUUUGUUAAGCAGAAAUACUGAUGUACGUAUACCUACAGAAAAACGCACAGCACUUGAUGAAUUACUUGAAGAAGAACCAAAUAAUGAUACUGACGAGUUUUCAAGGUAUAUGGCGGAAUUUCAAAUAAAUCAUAAUGCAGAUCCAUGUGCAUGGUGGAAAGAUCAUGAAAACAUUUAUCCAACGUUAGCCGUAUUAGCUAAACAAAUAUUAUGUAUACCAGCAUCUUCUGCUUCAUCAGAAAGAGUUUUUUCAACAGCCGGUAAUAUAUUAUCCCCAAAACGUAAUAGAAUUACACCAUGCCAUUUGUCAGCCUUAGUUUUUUUAAAACAAAAUAAUAAUUUUUAAUUAAAAAAAAUAAUUUAAGUAAUAUGCAUGAAUAUGUUUACUGUUUUGUAUGAAUUAUUGUUGU